CUCCUGAAUGACUCGGCCGUGAGCUCUCUGUGUGUGUGUGUGUAGACAUGGGGAGGCAUUUCCACAGCGAGGUCGACAUUAACAGUCCAUGGCAUCAGGUGCUGGCCGCCUUCUGGCAGCGCUACCCUAACCCAUACAGCGCCCACGUCCUCACAGAGGACGUCCUGUACCGCGAGGUCACCCCCAGCAACCACCUGUUAUCACGGCGACUGCUGACCAAGACAAACCGGCUGCCGGGCUGGGCGGAGCGCGUGUUCCCCGCUCACAUGGCCCGGGCCGUCUACGUGCUGGAGGACUCCAUCGUGGACCCGCAGACGCACACGUUCACCACCAAGACCUGGAACCUGAACCACAACACGCUGAUGACGGUGGUGGAGCGCUGUGUGUUUGAGGAGGACGGCAGUCGGCCAUCUUGGACCAAACUCAGGAGGGAGGCCUGGAUCCUUUCGGCCGUCUGCGGCCUGGCCCGGCCUAUACAGGAGUUUGGUCUCGCCCGGUUUAAGAGUAACCAAGUCAAAGCCAUGAAGGGGCUGGAGUUCGCGCUGUCCAAGAUACAGACUGAGGCCACCCCUCAUCUCCAUGGCGACCAGGGUGAGUCGUCAGAGAAGCACAAGCCCCCGCCACCACCACCAACACAAGCCACGCCCACCUCUUCCCAGAAGCCCAAGCAGUUCGUCUGAACUUCCUCUGCCGUAACAGUAGAAAACCUGCACCUAUUGAUCGGACUAGUCGAUACAGAGGGGGCGGGGCGUCACGUCACCCUCAGCCGUGAUUGGUCGGAAGCGACCAAUAGAGAACAGCUUUUAAAUGUGACUGAAGCGGAGCGGAAACUAAUUGAUGUUAGCUGCUGUCAGUUGUCGUCUCCUGAAACACAAUCGUUCCCAGAAUUCCUUGGAACUGGUUUAAACUGUCUUAGUAAAAAAAACGUUUUUAUUUUUUUAUUUAUUAACUGUGGUUUUUAUUCCUUUUCAAGAUGAUUCUGUUGUAUUUAUUUACUUUGGGGGGUUAGUUCAUGUGGAGUCAAAGUCUCACACCAGAGGUUUUGUUAUUUGAGUGUGACCUUUGUAAGCAGUAUUAUUAUAAUCUUAUUAUUGUUGUUGUUAUUCUGUUGAAGCUCUCCUUAGUUUUGUAUUUUUUACAUUUAAUUUUUUACUUUGUUAUUUUAUAAUAUGUUUUAAAUAAUUUUAGUCAUUCCACUAAUAUUUUCUUUGUCAUUUAGCAGAUGUGUCACUGGAAAGUCUUUCUUGCUGAAUUUGUCUCUGUUAUUUUCUGUAUUUGUACAUCAGUGGAAAAUAGUUUGAUUUCUGUACAUGAAUGUUGAAUCAGAUCAGAGCUGUUUAGUCUUAGAUUGUUGUACAGAUGCAUGUUUCAUGUGAACAUUUCCUUCAGUCAGGAACCUGUUACCAGAUUAGCUAAACAGGGUUUUCCUCAGCUCGUGAUAUUAAACUUUGAAGUUGUAAU
Micropterus salmoides (largemouth bass) is the source of this 1461-nucleotide messenger RNA. Its product is annotated as PRELI domain-containing protein 1, mitochondrial-like. Gene Ontology annotation, biological process: phospholipid transport. Gene Ontology annotation, molecular function: phosphatidic acid transfer activity. The record is from RefSeq and is a predicted model, not a curated record. Gene Ontology annotation, cellular component: mitochondrial intermembrane space. Lineage: Eukaryota; Metazoa; Chordata; Actinopteri; Centrarchiformes; Centrarchidae.